AUAGUAACUAAUUAGAUUAUCAUAGUAACUAGUACAUCAUGCAAAAGCGCAGAUUCCAACCAUUGAAAUACUUUGUAUAGUUCAAGACUUACGGUCAUUUAAAAACAUCACUGCACAUCAAAAUGGAAGCUACAGUUUCCAUCUUAAAGGUCUAAAAAAAUUGUUUGGGACUGUCCGGUGGGCCAGAUUGAAAAGCUUAACGGGCUGCAUGUGGCCCCCGGGCCUUAAUUUGUCCAGGUCUGCUGUAGACUGUUGAGCAAAAAAAUCAGUAGGUUUUGCUCUUUUAAUUCACCUGCCCCAAAAAUUGUAAUAUGUAAAAAUAUUAUUGUAGGAAAAAAGUAAACAUUUUGCGUAGCUCUGAUUUAUACUGCAUACUUAAAAUAAACAAGCAGCAUUUAUAGAAUUGUUUAGGGGGGAAAAGAUGCAGCUUUAAAAAAAUACAGAAACUAAGGCCGAGGGGCGGGGCCAAGCUUCAAAUGUCGGAGGUUCGAACGAAAUGUGUUAUUAAAAUCGAGUUUUGAGUCAAACUAUUCUCAACAAAUUGAAAUAAAAUAAUUAUUUAGCAGUAAAAAAAAAAAAAAAAUUUACCAAAAAAAUAUUUAAAAAGAAAAACACGCGUCAUUAAUGAGGGCGGGGCUAAACCUGGGGUCGGAAGUAAGCGCAAACUGCCAUCCUCGCGACAAUGUACUACUACAAAGAAGCAGUAGUAUUAAUUAAAAGUAUAUUACUAAAAUAUAUUUCAGGGAAAUGUGUGUGCUCGCGUCACAAAGAGGUGGAAAGUGAACGUAAUGGGACCCCCGCCGUCGUGGUUGUGCCUUCAGCUCUUCUCGCGUGUCGUCGACGCGUCACGUUGCACAACAGCGCCGCCCUCUCUCGCGACGGCCGCUGUCGUCCACUACACCUGCCCGGUGAAAACGGCUCCGGCGGUGACAGCGCGGAGGAGCGUCUCCCGUCAGUCCUCUAGGGCGCCCAUCCCGAGCAACCGAUGCCGAAUGGCCCUCCCCUCCGCACACGGCCAUGUAAGCGAGGAUGCGACUGCCUAGCUCCAUCUUUGUGUCGGUGUCUCUGUUCACGGCCGAAGCCACUGCGGCGAUCUACCUGAGCUCGACGUACAGUUCGGCCGGAGACAGGUUUUGGCUCAAUCUCACCCUGCUCUUUACGCUGCUGCCGUCCCUGCUGGUGCAGCUGACCCUCAUCUUCAUCCACCGGGACCUGAGCCGGGACAAGCCGCUCCUCCUGCUGCUGCACAUCCUGCAGCUCGGACCCAUCAUCAGGUGUCUGGAGGCGUUCUGGCUCUACGGCAGCGUGGGCCGCGUGGAGGAUACUUAUGUCAGCAUCACCAGGAAGAAACAGCUGCACCGCACAGGCUCCAUGGAGGAGGUGGAGCACCAGGUGGGGCAGGCCGAAGGCAAGCUGAUCACGCACCGGGCGGCGUUCGCGCGCACCUCCGUCAUCCAGGCCUUCCUGGGCUCCGCCCCCCAGCUCAGCCUGCAGCUCUACAUCUGCGUGAUGGAGCGAGGCCUGUCUGUGGGACGAGUCACUCUGAUGUUAAUCUCGUUGCUCUCCAUCGUGUACGGAGCGAUGCGCUGCAACAUCCUGGCCAUCAAAAUCAAGUACGACGACUACGACGUGCAAAUGCAGCCCAUGGCCUACGUGUGCAUCUUCUUGUGGCGCGGCUGCGAGAUCGCCACCCGCGUGAUGGUGCUGGUCCUCUUCAGCUCCGUGCUGAAGAAGUGGGUGCUGCCCGUGAUCGCCAUCAACUUCUUAGUCUUCUUCUUCUACCCGUGGCUCCUCUUCUGGAAGAGCCACUCGCCCUUCCCGGAGAACAUCGAGAAGACGUUGUCGCGGCUGGGCACCGCCAUCACGCUGUGCAUGCUCACCUUCCUGUAUGCCGGCAUCAACAUGUUCUGCUGGUCGGGCGUGCAGGUGAAGCUGGACGACCCGGACCUGAUCAGCAAGUCCCAGAACUGGUACCGCAUGGCCGUGUUUUACAUGGCGCGCUUCAUCGAGAACGCCUCCAUGCUGCUGCUGUGGUACAUCUACAGGACGGACUUCUACCACAUCCUCUGGGUGCCGCUGCUGAUGCCCCUGCUGCUGGCGGCCUACAUCGCCGCCAUUUUCUUCAUGCUGAUCUUCUACCAGUUCUUCCACCCGUGUCGGAGGCUCUUCAGCACCAGCAUCAGUCACGACCUCAGGGACUGCUGCGCUUUUUUCUGCCUGACGUGCAGGUCUCCGGAGGAAGGCGACAAGCCUCGCAAAGCGCCUGUGGCCGCCGACGUACGCUGCGACAUUCCCGACGCGGCGAACGGCAACGUCAGCUGCACUUUGGCGCCGUAAAAGUGCCACGCUGGUUCCUCACUAUGUUUACAUCCGACCUUUUUUUUAUCAGCCUCAAUACAAACAUGCACCAAACCCUGCAUCACCUCUCCUGUGUGUGACAACAAGAGAUCUGAUGCCUGAUUGUACUGUUACGAGGGACAAAAGAUGUGAGUAUUGUUUUUUUUUAUAUAUUUGUGAGGCCAUGAGUCACAGACUCUCAUAAUUGCUCAUUCUAGAGCAUCAAACUUUUCAAAACUUUUUAUGUGCACAGGGAACUGAAAAUGGCCUCCCCUCAACUAUUUUUCUGCAUGCGUCACCAUUCUGUAUUAAUGACAUUAAUGCAAAAUAAUGGAAGAUAUUUUUUUUCCCAACUUUCCCAAACAAAGUUUCAAUCAUAACCCCCUUGUUGAUACUACCUAGAAAAGCCAACAUUUAAAAAAUAUGUAUCCGUAUUUGAGAAUAUGCGUGAACAGUACCAGUGCACAAUGUGGAUGCUGAAUUCGAUUUUCCAAUGUUCAGAAUCAGAAAUACAUUAUUAAUCCCCGGGGGGAAAUUAAGGUUUUCAGCACAAUCCCAUUCAAGAAAAAAUAUUUAUGCCUUUUUCCCACUAUUCUGUAAAGACAGCCCUAACAUAAAACGUGCAAAUGUUCUCACAAAGUUUGAACUAUAAACCACAUUAACACGGCAUAUAAAAGGUCGCAUGUUUUCACUAUUUUGUGUAAAAACACGGAAUUGCACCUGCUAGUGUUCCCCAAACUGUUCCCUCUAAAUAUGAAUUCAAAGUUACUUUAAUUCUGCCUGUAAAAAAGGAUAUUUUUUUCUUUGUAAAAGACAAAGGAAGAUAAAAUGCCAGAUCUUCUGUUGCACCUCCUGAUUUUCCAGGAAGUAUUUUAAAAAUGAGUCUAAGUUCUGGUUAAUGGAUGAAGAGACCUGUCCCAAUACUUAUGCUCAUAUCUAGCAUGCAGAUUUGCGUGCAUGAAGCCUCCUCCUUUCUACCUUUUAUCGCUUUUAUGGCUGCAGGCAACCAACGAUGAAAGCUUUAUAAAUACUUGUUAUGAGUUCUGAAAAAUCAACAAAAUCCUGUAUAAAGUGCUCGUAUUUUUGGCACCAACUACUCCCAAGCAGGAAUUGAGACUGAACAUGCUUUGUUUGCACAUUUACACAUUAAGUUUGCCAGCUUUUUAUGUCAGUUUGUAUGAAAAGAAAUUACCUUUGUACUGAGAUGUAUUUUUGAUUUGUUUCUGCAUUUUUGUUUUUAUUGCAGUUUUUUUGCAAACUACCGGUACUAGAUGAAAU
Molecule: messenger RNA, 3615 nt
Organism: Nerophis lumbriciformis (worm pipefish)
Lineage: Eukaryota; Metazoa; Chordata; Actinopteri; Syngnathiformes; Syngnathidae
Gene: xk
Product: X-linked Kx blood group (McLeod syndrome)
Cellular component (GO): membrane
Source: RefSeq, a predicted model, not a curated record